AUGCUGCGCACCGUCAAGCCCAAGAACGCCCGCUCCAAGCGCGCACUCGAGAAGCGCGAGGCCCGCGAGUUCGAGGCCGCAAAGACGGCCGUCUUUGUCAAGGGCUCGCGCACCUCGGCCAAGGUCAACCUCGCCAUGCAGGAGCUCUCGCUGCUCAAAAAGCCCGACGUCAUCCCCUUUAACAAGAAGAACGAGGUCCAGCCCUUCGAAGACACUUCGUCCUUCGACUUCUGGUCGUCCAAGAACGACGCCAGCCUCUUUCUCGUCGGCAACAGCCAGAAAAAGCGCCCCGACAACCUCACCUGGAUCCGCAUGUUUGACGGAAAGGUCCUCGACAUGAUCGAGACCGGCGUCGUGGAAGUCAAGAGCAUGCAGGACUUCAAGGGCCCCAAGCCUGGUCUCGGCAUGCGACCCCUCUUCCACUUCUCUGGCCCGCAGUUCCACACCCCCGACGACGCCAGCGUAUCGACCCUGUGCGGCUCCGAUGGCACCGACGCCGACCCGACCGGCGCCUAUCAGCAGCUCAAGUCGAUGCUCCUCGACUUCUACCGCGGAGAGGAGCUCAAGAACAACCAGAUCGCCCUCUCGGGCCUCCAGCACCUCAUCUCGGUCACCGCAGCUCCCAUCUCGUCGGCGGUCAAGGGCGACGAUGCGGCCAAGGGCGCCAACGGCGACGCGACGCUCGAGGCCCUCUACAAGGCCGCCGGCCUCACCAACCAGGGCACCUCGCUCGCCACCUCGACCCAGACGCUCACCUCGCCCGAGCACAACCUGGUCCACAUCCGCAUCUACACGAUCCAGAUGCUCGCGUCCGGGUCCAAGCUGCCGCGCAUCGAGCUGUCCGAGUGCGGACCCUCGCUCGACCUGACGAUGCGACGACGCCGCCCGGCGCCGCUCGACGUGAUGACGGCCGCGCUGCGCAGGCCCAAGACGGCCGAGGAGCUCAACAAGCAGGGCAAGGGCAAGAAGAAGAACAUCGAGACCGACGACAUGGGCGACAUGGUGGGCAGGAUCCACGUCGGCCGCCAGGACCUGGGCGACUUGCAGACGAGAAAGAUGAAGGGUCUCAAGCGCGGUGGCGACGACGACGACGAGGGCGCGCAGGGGUCAGGAGAUGACGGCGAGUCGGGGCCCGGAGGCGAGAGUGACGACGAUGACGACGAGCAGGUCGGGUACGAGGAUGACGACGAUGAGGAGGUGUAUGGCGAGGAGGACGCGAGCGACGAGGAGCUCGAGAUGGAGGACAUGACGAUGCCUGUCGAUGACGACGAGGGGGACGAGGAGGAGGAUGAUGAGGACGAAAAGGAGGCCGCGCCGGCGCCGCCACCAGCAAGGAAAGCCAAGGCGGCGCCGGCUGCGUCCAACCGCAAGAAGCAACGUCAAUGA
Molecule: messenger RNA, 1386 nt
Organism: Pseudozyma flocculosa PF-1
Lineage: Eukaryota; Fungi; Basidiomycota; Ustilaginomycetes; Ustilaginales; Ustilaginaceae
Exons: 2
Coding region: 1-1386 (461 amino acids)
Biological process (GO): ribosomal large subunit assembly; maturation of LSU-rRNA from tricistronic rRNA transcript (SSU-rRNA, 5.8S rRNA, LSU-rRNA)
Cellular component (GO): nucleolus
Molecular function (GO): rRNA binding
Source: RefSeq, a predicted model, not a curated record